CCUUCCGUCGCACUCUCACCAACCACACGUUGGUGAGAAUUUAGUGCUAGUGGAAAUUUAAAUCUUAAUGGUCUAAUCGCAGAAUUAUUACUAGAUCUAACCGUUACACAAGAAGAAAAUAUUGCUAAAGUUUCAACAAUAACAUAGCUAACACUUGAUUUCUGUACAUUGAGUCAUUGCUCUUUGUUACCCCUGAAACCAGUUUUGCCCAACUCCCAAGUUUUCUUUAUCCAGCAGUAAGCGGCCUCUGGAGUUGUGUGACUGCGGGGUUCGUGGUCCUGGUGUCUUCAGGAUGAUCCUGCACCUCCCUCCCAUCCAGCGCCCGUACUCUUCUGUAACUGCACCUUCAGACUGUGGCCACAAAUACUCCGCGCUACGCAGAGCAGCUUUUUACUACUCUGUGUGCAAAAGCUGUAUCGCACAAUUAUACAGCGCUGAGCGAAACUAAAAUGAAUUAAGCAAUGACCAUCUCAUCGUUAGAAAACUUGUUACAGCUAUGCAAGCUAGAACAGGCGGAGCCUCACGAGGGUGGUAGUGUUGAACCAUGUGAAUGUGGUUCUGCUGCGGGAGGACGCUGCUGGCUGUAAAUUGGCGGUUUCACACGCAGAAUUGGGACAUUUUGUGGGGAGGAGUCGGCGUCAUCCCUGUUUAUGGGAAGUGCUGUGCUGUGACUGCUGAUGCGGGGUCCUGCAACACUCACCCGGCGCGGGGCAGCCCCCGGGAGAGUGGGGCCGAAGCUGGCUGGGCUGCAGCUCACGCUCCCCGCGUGUGCCUGGAGCAGGACAGGGACGGUCCUGCAGCGGCUGUCUGGAUCUCGUCCCCCUCCUCGCAAGCACCGAUAGCCCUGGCUUGCCAGGACACCGCCCGCUAACCAGCCUGCCGGUUUCUGUUGGUGUUUCAGAGUCUCCUUCCACAGCCUCCUAGUGAAGAUGCAGGCAGACUCCAUUCUUCACAGCGGCUACUUCCACCCUGUGCUACGCUCCUGGCAGUGUACAGCAACCACCUUCGAUGCCUCCAACCUCAUCUACCCCAUUUUUGUCACUGACAGCCCUGAUGCAGUGGAGCCGAUCCCCAGCCUCCCUGGACAAGCCAGGUACGGAGUCAACAAGCUGGAGGGGAUGCUGCGUCCCCUCGUCGAAGACGGUCUGAAGUGUGUGCUCAUCUUCGGGGUGCCCAGCAGGGUCCACAAGGACGAGAGAGGCUCCGCCGCUGAUGCGGAGGACACGCCUGCCAUCCAGGGAAUCAAGAGGAUCCGCUCCACCUUCCCAGAGCUGCUCAUAGCCUGCGAUGUCUGCUUGUGCCCUUACACCUCCCACGGGCACUGCGGCAUCCUGCGUGAAGACGGCACCAUCCAGAACGAGAUCAGCUGCCAGCGGCUGGCCGAAGUGGCGCUGGCCUAUGCCAAAGCAGGUGAGGAGUCUCCUGGCAGCGAUAUGAUGGAUGGGCGCAUCGCGGCCAUGAAGAAGGCGCUGAUCUCCAAUGACUUGGGCAACAAGGUCUCAGUGAUGAGCUACAGCGCCAAGUUUGCUUCGUGCUUCUACGGUCCCUUCAGGUGGGUCUGUCCCUCAGCCAGGAGUGUCCCCAGCCAGCACCGGGCUGGCCGGGAGGACCGGGACGUGCGUGAGGGAACGGACAUGCUGAUGGUGAAGCCAGGGAUGCCCUACCUGGACCUCGUGAGGGACGUCAAGGCUCGAGUUCCCCCUAGUCCUGAGCUUUACUGA
Pygoscelis adeliae (Adelie penguin) is the source of this 1721-nucleotide messenger RNA. It is a transcript of the gene ALAD, whose product is annotated as aminolevulinate dehydratase. NCBI's taxonomy places the organism in Eukaryota, Metazoa, Chordata, Aves, Sphenisciformes, Spheniscidae. Gene Ontology annotation, cellular component: cytosol. The record is from RefSeq and is a predicted model, not a curated record. The transcript has 9 exons. Gene Ontology annotation, biological process: heme biosynthetic process. Gene Ontology annotation, molecular function: porphobilinogen synthase activity; zinc ion binding. The coding region runs from base 930 to 1721 and encodes 263 amino acids.